Molecule: messenger RNA, 8929 nt
Organism: Epinephelus moara (kelp grouper)
Lineage: Eukaryota; Metazoa; Chordata; Actinopteri; Perciformes; Serranidae
Product: zinc finger protein ZFP2-like
Exons: 3
Coding region: 104-2788 (894 amino acids)
Biological process (GO): regulation of transcription by RNA polymerase II
Cellular component (GO): nucleus
Molecular function (GO): DNA-binding transcription activator activity, RNA polymerase II-specific; RNA polymerase II cis-regulatory region sequence-specific DNA binding
Source: RefSeq, a predicted model, not a curated record
CAACGUGUUUCCGGCCUUAACACCGGGAACAGGGAGCAGAGAGAAACCGUUAGUUGCAUCAAAUAACGGCAGAAACACCGAUGAUUUAGUUCGUUAAUCAGAGAUGGACCGACACCGGAAACAGCUGGAGGUGGCUUUUAAACCGGAAACGAAGCCGCGAGGUGAAGUUUUACCUUCAGAUGUCCGGAAAGUGAUCGUCGGCGAAGAGGAGCAGCAGGAGUGGAGCUCCAGUGUGGACCAGGAGGACCCAGAGCCCCCACACAUUAAAGAGGAAGAGGAGGAACUCUGGAGCAGUCAGGAGGGAGAGCAGCUUCAAGGGCUGGAGGAGGCUGAUAUCACCAAGUUCCCAUUCACUCCUGUCCCUGUGAAGAGUGAAGAUGAUGAAGAGAAACCUCAGUCCUCACAGCUUCAUCAGUCACAAGCUGAUGGAGACCACUGUGGAGGACCAGGACCAGACAGAAAUUCAGAUCCGAACAGAUAUUUAGGACCGGUCAGUGAAGACGAGUCUCUGGACUCGUGUGAGACUGAAAUCAGUGACGGGAACUGGGAGGAGAACAGAGAAACUCCAUCAGAUUUCACCACUCUGACAACUGAUGAUGUCAUCGUCGGCGAUAUUAACUGCGACUCUGUGGAACGAUCGUUCAGCUGCUCCGAGUGUGGUCAGAGAUUCGGCCGGAAGCCGCACCUGAACGCACACAUGAGGAUUCACACAGGAGAGAAACCAUUCAGCUGCUCUUUCUGUGGGAAAAGAUUUUCUCAGAAGGGAAACUCGAUCAGUCACAUGAGACUUCACACAGGAGAGAAACCGUUCAGCUGCUCCGUCUGUAACAAGACGUUUAGAUACAGUGGAGACGUUAGCCGACACAUGAGGAUCCACACGGGAAAGAAAUCGUCCAGCACCAGUGACAUCAUCAGCAGGAACGUUCACACGACAUCCGAUCACAACAAUCGACCUUCAGAAGCUGAGGGCAACAUCAGCGCUGAGCCUCAGUGUGAUGAUGUCACCAUGAGCGAGGAGAGCCGUCAUGCUGACAAAGAGUCGUUCAGUUGCUCAGAGUGCGGGAGAACGUUCUGCCGCAGGGACCAUCUGAUGAGCCACAUGAGGACUCACACAGGAGAGAAACCCUUCAGCUGCUCGGUCUGUCAAAAACGUUUCAGCUGCAGUGGGAACAUUUUGGCACACAUGAGGAUACACACAGAGGUCCAGCAGCAGCUGUUGGUGGUUAAAGAAGAGGUUCCCCCUGAGCAGCAGGAGUGGAGCUCCAGUGUGGACCAGGAGGACCCAGAGCCCCCACACAUUAAAGAGGAAGAGGAGGAACUGUGGAGCAGUCAGGAGGGAGAGCAGCUUCAAGGGCUGGAGGAGGCUGAUAUCACCAAGUUCACAUUCACUCCUGUCCCUGUGAAGAGUGAAGAUGAUGAAGAGACACCUCAGUCUGAUGAACACCACUGUGGAGGACCAGGACCAGGACCAGACUUUGAACCAGAUACUGAGAACGAGAAGCCUGACAAUUCUUUAGUCGCUGAGAUUGAAGUCAGUGUUGAAGACUGGAAGGAGAUCAGAGAACCUCAGUCAGGUUUAAACUGUGUCAGCAAUUCAAGACGUAAAGCUGAAGAGAAACCAUUUAGCUGCUCAGAGUGUGGGAAAGGAUUUAGUAUCAAGUGGCAUCUGAAGAGACAUAUGACGAUUCACACACGAGAAAAAAUGUUCAGCUGCUCCGGGUGCGGUAAGGCUUUUAGCGAGCGGUCAAAACUGAAGCUCCACCUUAUCACUCACACAGGAAAGAAACCAUUUGGUUGCUCAGUUUGCGGUAAAACAUUCAGUGAGAGUGGGAACCUGAUGGUCCACAUGGGAACUCACACGGGAAAGAAAACGUUCAAAUGCGCCGUCUGUGAAAAAAGAUUUCUUUGCAAGGCAUAUCUGUUGCGACACGUGACAGUUCACACGGGGGAGAAACCCUUCAGCUGCUCAGUGUGUGCUAAAAAUUUUUUGUGCAGGUCACACCUGAAGAGACACAUGACGGUUCACACAGGAGAAAAACCGUUUAGUUGCUCCGUGUGCGGUAAGGCAUUUAGCGAAAGAGGGAAACUGACGCUCCACAUGAAAACCCACACAGGAGACGAACCGUUCAGGUGCUUGGUGUGCGACAAAAAAUUUUUGUGCAAGGCAUAUCUGGAAAGACAUAUGAGAACUCACACAGGAGAGAAACCGUUUGGCUGCUCCGUUUGCGGGAAAGCGUUUAGUCAAAGUGGACAACUGAAGGUCCACGUUAAGACUCAUACUAGCGAGGAGCCGUUCAGCUGCUCGACAUGCGGUAAAAAAUUUUUGUUCAAGGCUUAUCUGAUACGACACAUGACCAUGCAUACUGGAGAGAAACCAUUCAGCUGCUCACUGUGCGGGAAAUCAUUUAGCGAGAAGGGGAAUUUAAAGAGUCACAUGAGAACCCACACCGGAGAGAAACCAUUCAGCUGCUCUGUCUGUAAGAAAUCUUUUACUCAGAGUGGGAGUUUGUACACACACAUGAAAACUCACACAGGAGAGGCCAGCUUCAGCUGCAGUGUCUGUGAUAAAAGCUUCAGUUCGGAGAAACUUCUCAGAGACCAUAAAUGUGUUGGACACCAGGCGUCAGUCGAAGACUGUGGAGGACCAGAACCAACCAGGAACUCAGAUCCAAAUAUAGAACCAGAUACUGAGGACAAGAAGCCUGAUGGGUCUUUGGUCGCUGAGAUUGAAGUCAGUGUUGAUGACUGGAAGGAGACCAGAGAACCUCAGUCAGGUUUAACCUUCUGAGACCCUGCAUCCUCUUACAAGGACGUCACAUUUUGGGUUUAGUGGACCUUAGACUUGAUUCCGCGUAACUCAGACCUGUUGUCCUCGUUCGUGGAUAUUUUUUUGUGCCAUCUAGUGGCAGUAAGACCACAGUACAUUGGGACUUAAUCAUCAUCUCAUUUGAUGACAUUUGGUCUUUUUUAUUGUCUCGUUUGAGGACGUUGGUGAUUGUUACAAGUAGGGCUGCACGAUAUUGGAAUAAACUCACACUGCCAUUUUUUUUUUUGCAAUAUAUAUUGCUAUAUUUAAAAAAAACAAGAAUUUUCUCCAGAUGACAUAAAGUAAUGACAUUAACAAAUAGUGGCUUUUACUCAUCACAACUGCAGAAGCUCCCAGCUUCAUUUGAAACAGACUACAUUAUAGACGGUCCGUUAUUCAUUCAUCCCUCUGUGUGUUUAUAUAUUUACUUUUUAUCCGCUCCCGUUGCCUUGAUAAAGUUAAUGCAUUGUGCCAUCAUUUCAAACUCAAUACUUCCUGAAUAUGUUUCAAAUUAAGAGCCCCUUAUAACCUUGGCUGAGAGAAUCCCUCCAUUUUCUAAAUAGGCUUUUAUUGUGAAACAUUUGUAGGAACUCGUUGUGGAGGAUACAGUGACGUGUGUUAGCUUACGGUACUUCAAAUGUAGCUCCUGCCAUUUGCUGGCGCUUUUUAGGUGACUACAACAACAUUUCGGCUGACACAUGAACAGACACAAUGACUGAAAUUUUCACCUGCAUUCCCACCAAAGACGCAGUUGAGAUAGUGAGGAAAUGUCUGCUACAAGACAGCUCCCUUCCAGUCAGGACCAACUUCACCCCAGACCACUUCUGUGACCUGCUGGACCUUUGUUUGACCACUACCUACUUCAAGUACAGUGAGGGUUUCUACCGACAAAAGUACGGCUGUUCUAUGGGCUCACUGGUGUCCCCUAUAGUAGCCAAUCUUUACAUAGAAGAUGUGGAGAAGAGAACGCUGACCACCUUUACAGGAACUGCUCCUAGCCACUGGUUCAGGUAUGUGGACGACACCUGGGUUAAAACUGAGGAAGUGGAAACCUUCACAGAACAUUAACGCAGAGGACACCAACAUUAAAUUCACACAGGAGGGUGUCAGAGGAGACAGUCUACCCUUCUUAGACUGUGCAGUACAUAUUGAAGAGGACAGGAACCUAAACAUAGAGGUGUACAGAAAACCUACACGCACGGACCAAUACCUGCUGUUUGCCUCUCACCACCCACUGGAGCACAAGUUGGGAGUUAUCAGGACCCUGAAUCAUCGGGCUGAAAAUGUGUCCACUAGGACAGAGGGGAAGGUUAAGGAACAGUAACACAUCAGGGAAGCACUUCAAACCUGUGGCUAUCCCAAAUGGGCCUUUGCAAAAACCUCAAAAAGAACCAGAGCAGACAGAGAGGAAGAGACACAAAAACGUAACAGCAUUGUCAUUCCUUAUGUCGCAGGAGUGUCUGAGAAACUCAGGAGUUUCAACAAACACCACAUCCCUGUGCACUUUAAACCCAGCAACACACUGAGACAGAAACUUGUCCACCCUGAGGACAAAACACCCAGACAUAAGCAGAGUAAUGUAGUGUGAGCAGUUCAGUGCAGCCAGGAAUGCACAGAUUUAUACAUUGGGGAGACAAAACAACCGCUCCACAAACACAUGGCACAGCACAGGAGAGCCAGCUCCUCAGGUCAAGACUUGGCUGUCCACUUACAUCUACAGAAGAAGGGACACUCCUUUGAGGACAGCAAUGUGCACAUCUUGGCCAGGGAGGAAAGAUGGUUUGAAAGAGGAGUAAAAGAAGCCAUCUACGUCAAGCUGGAACGACCAUCGUCACACAGAGGGUGGCUUACGACACUACUUAUCAUCCACCUACAAUGCAGUCCUGGGAUCCCUCCCCAGACGACUUCACCCCUGGUCCCACCUGACCCUAACGACUCACAUGGUGGCCAGGUGGGUCAACGACUCACAUUGUGACCUUAACGACUCUUAAACUAAGAGCUCACGUGACCCCUAUGACUCUGCAAGGGUUCCCACCCACACAGGGUUUUAGCCUGCAACUUCGUACCAGUCAUUUAGAACUGAAGAAGCUUCUUGGAUGAGAGACGAAACGUCUUAAAGAAACGCAAGCAAGUCCAGUUGCCUACGAUACAGGGCUUACGAGUACCAUGACCUGGAUGACUGAGAAUCCUCACCGACAAUAGUAAAAGUAAUAAAAAUAGGACAAGAAUAACCUGAUGACAUCACACACGUCGUGAAAGACGACCGGGGAUAAUUGGUGUGUACCAUCGUGUAGUGUGUCAUGUCUGUCGGUAAAGUCACGGCACGAUUUUAUGACCCCACAAUCAUGUAAUGUGACAUAGUGACUUUCAGAACGGGCAGAAAAGUUGUGUACCAGGCAUAAAUCCUCUUUUACCAUUUCUCCCUCUUGCAUGUCGCUCAUUUUCAGUGUGUGACUGCAGCGUGUGCAUGAGGGGGAGGGGCUGCUAAGUUCUCAGAGAGGCGAGCGGAGUGGAGCAAAGAGCUUUCUUCAGAGCUGCUUUUCUGAAGCAAAACAAAAGUUGACAUGUUCUAAAAAAAAAGAGAGAAAACAUCACAUGUCCUGCAAUGUGACUACUGCACAUGCACACAUUGCGAUGUUCAAACGAUAUGUCGUGCAGCCUUAGUUACCCAGACAUCCAUCCAUUUUCAUCUGCCUAUCGGAAGCUGGGUCUUUGGGGCAUCAGGCAAAUAUUCCAGUAGCUAAUGUUGGCUUACAAGCAGCCUUGUUGUUAAAUGGGGUAAGUGGUUAGCUAGCUAGCCAUAUCAUAUAACAUAUCCACUGGGAAUCAUUGUUUACAAGUGUGAACUUGUUGUUGUGACAUGACAAGAAAAGCGAUGACAUGGAGUGCGUGAAGUUCAGAGCGUUCCGGCAAAAACACCAGGCGCUUAGAGCGCAGAAAUGUGGGGCACGCUGCCACACAAAUACCACAAGCAAAAAGCUGCAUUAUAAUUAAAAACUAGGGCUGCUCGAUUAUGGAAAACAUCAUAAUCACGAUUAUUUUGGUCAAAAUUGAAAUCACGAUUAUGCAAACGAUUAUGUUUUGACUUUGAAAACAUGCUGGAAUUUAUUAUUUAUUGCCCAAAAACUUUGUGACAGAGGACAUUUUGAUGUACAAGGAGUUUCUCAAAUGCCUGUUAUAGUAAACAUAGUUAAGUCAAUUAAUCAAUCAAUUUUAUUUAUAAAGCCCAUUAUCACAAAUCACAAUUUGCCUCACAGGGCUUUACAGCAUAGUAGUUAAGUCUACUUAGAAAUGUGCGCGAACACAAAAUAAAGGCCUAUGGUCUCGUGCAAAUAGUACAACAAAUUCGCUCAUUUCGCUCAGUGCACUGUCACAACAUUUGAAAGUUCCCCUGAUAACUUUCAAAAUGCCUUUAAAGGAUUCCAGACAGUAUUUACCGACCAGAAUUCAACAUACCAUCGCCGCCAUCUUGGAAAGCCCAUACAAGUCGAUUGACAAACUCGAACAAGAUUGGAUGAGAGUUAGUGCGAGCGACAGGUGAGCGACGACGGACGGACGGAUCAUCACAGACAGACAAAGUGGUUUGUGUGUGCUUAUCCCAGCUGUGGGAAGAAGAUGAAAAAGUACAACCUGAAGGCUAAUGUUUUUUUCCUACUAUGGCGAAGGGAUGGCUCACCCUACUCUCCCUCUGAUUGGCUAGUAGUCAUUGCCUUCUUUGGCUGGAUUGGUUAGGUUAGGCAUGAGGAAUGAGAUUGGUUAGGGUUAGGUUAAGAAUGUCAGGGUAAGUCAAUCAGAGGCAGAGUAAGGCCGGGUAGGGCAGGUCGUCGCCACACUAGGAAAACGACUCGCAACCCGGAGACCUUCCACAGACUUCAGAUCACGUUAUGUCACCCUCGUCAUUCGACUUGUGUUGACUUUCCAAGAUGGCGGUGGCAGGCAGUUCAGUCUAGGUUGGUAAAACAGUCGUAAAAAAUCUUUUUAAAUAAACUCUGAUAACCUCAGAAGUUCUGGAUGCUUUUGGUUGGAUGUUAGGGCCUGUCGCAGUCGACCACCGAAGUGUGGGAGUUAUAACUGGCAUUAGAAGAUGGGCUGACCCAGGCCUGAUUUCAAUUAACCAAUUAAUGGAGGGUGAUCAAUUGAAAUCAUUUGCACAGCUGCAGCAAAGGUUUGGGUUGCCUGCGAAAGACCUCUUUCGUUACUUUCAAAUAAGGCAUGAUCUAAUGACUCACAAUGAGUAGGAAGCAAUAAGGGGACCACCAACAGGUAGAAGAAUGGGAGGAAAGCAACUUAACAAGCCAUAAGAUCACAAACAGUCCUAUGUGGAGGGAGUUUGAUUGGAAAGUUAAGGUUAGGUACUUCAGAACCCCUAAAGUAGUGUCUGAGUUCAUUGAAGGAUCAUCACCACUACAGCCCCUUUUACACUGCCAGAUUUUCGGCGAACGUUGGGCCGUUUUGCCGACAAGCUGCAAGUGUUUAGACACACAGAGCCGGAUUGGUGAGUUGAUCCGAGGUGCCCAAUUUUCCGCCUCGUAGGGUAGACAUAUUGGUGGAACCUUUUUAGUUUAAACAGACCGAGGUGGCCUUCUGCAACAGGAGGGGCUGUUGAAGACUUGUGGGAGGAGCUGUUGAUGACGCCGCACGUGCGAGCCACUGGCGGUGGAUAAACAGGAAACAGCUGAUAGCAGGAAUUAGCGAGCAGCUAGUAUCAAGAGGGAAACACAAACCUGACAGAUACUGUAAAGAUGAGCAACUGGAAGAGCAAACGAAGAGGCCAUUAACCGUCAGAUGACGGGGACGGUGAAGGACGGGCCGACUUACGAGAGAAUCACCGAAGGACGGAACAGCCGCGGCUUCCCUCCCACGUCACUGUUUACGUCACACGCUGAGCUACACGUUUUGUUACUUGCUCACGCCCUCCAUUGCCCCGAAAAAGGCACAUUCUGUAUAAACAAAAGUAGGUAGGCGGCAUUUUGCUGCACUCUCUGAUUUUGUUUUUAUACUGCCAAUGCUGAAAAAAGACUGAUUGGGCUUUCCUGCAAAUUUGCAUGUUGGAGAGGAUGUGGAAUGGUUGGUGAUCAUACGCAUAUUUUUAGGGACUGUCCGAAACUGCAGAGAUUUUGGGUGAAUAUUAAAAGUGAGAUUGCAGGUAUUCUAGAUGUUGUUUUACCUUUGAAUCCACUGUACUAUAUGUUAGGAUGUAUACCGACAGGUUUACUUUACGAGGACAAUUUGUAUAUCCUAAGAGUGUUAUUGUUAAUUGCAAGGAAAGUGAUAACUGUUUCUUGGAGGCGAAGUCAACCCCCUACAGUGGAACAAUGGACAAAGAGACUAAGACAGGUGUAAAUAAUGGAAGAACUAACUGCACAAUUGCAAAUGAAAAAAUACAUUUUUGUACAAAGACGGUCACCUGUAACACGGUAUCUGACUGAAUAGAACAUCGUAAAGAUGAUACUUAUCCCCUUACUGUAUUAUUAUUGUUAUUUUCAUUUAGUUAUGUAUAUGUAUUUUUAUUUAAAAUUUUAUAUAUAUAUUUUUUCUUUUUCUCUGGUGAUAUCCUGUUUAAGUUCUGUUUGCCCUUCUGAAGAACUGUAAUACUUAACCAGAAAUGCUGGAGGAGUUUUGUUGUCAAGAAAUAUUCAAGAUUGUAUGGGAUCAAUGUACAACCUUGAUACUAAAUAAAAUUAGUUUAAAAAAAAAAAAAAGUUAAGCAACUUUUUAUUCAAGAUUUUGGUGACUUUCCUUUCUUUAAAAAACUUUGCUUAAUUUUUUUUUUUUUUUUUUUUUUUGCUGUUUACCGUUUUUCUUUUGGCAAUUUUUUUUAUCUUAAUUUUUUUUCUUCUGCAGAUUCUUUUUUAAUUUAAAUUUUUGUGGCAAUUUUGAAAGGAAGUGUGACUUCAGAAAUUGCCAAAAUCACACCAUUUAUCACAUCCAGAAAGAAUAUAUGCCCUCUAAACCCAGGGAAUGUAUUCUUUAAAUAUUCGAUGUGUUUUUUCUUCUUCAAACAUUUCUGGUGAGUUCUUUUUUUCUUAGAAAUUUUCAACCAAUUUUUUUUCUUCAAAAAUUUUUUUUUGUUGAUGAAAAAAAUUAUGGUGAUUUUUUUUCCCCAUAAAAUGUGUUUUGCUU